This is a messenger RNA of Falco peregrinus (peregrine falcon), 1375 nucleotides long. RefSeq lists its product as uncharacterized. Bases 1 to 855 code for a protein of 284 amino acids. NCBI's taxonomy places the organism in Eukaryota, Metazoa, Chordata, Aves, Falconiformes, Falconidae. The record is from RefSeq and is a predicted model, not a curated record. The transcript has 2 exons.
AUGACCCCACCUGCUCACCCUGCACUUGCCCCCAGCUACACCCGGCGCCUGGAGCUGCUGGUGCUGAAGGAGGACUUCUUCCCCCAGAUCAGCACCCUGCACAGCUCCAUCCAGACCCUGGCGGACGCUGCUGUCUGUGAGCAAUAUCACGGGGGUGCGCUGGGAACCAUGAGGGGGGGGGGGGGCACUAUCCCUGCCCCUGCUCAUCUCCCCGGCCACUCCCCAGUGCUGCUGGAGUGUGAAGAGCUGCACACCAUCCUCCACCUCAUCCUGAGUGUUGGCAACCACCUGAACUCGGGCAGCUAUGCUGGCGGUGCCACCGGGUUCUGCCUUGCCUCACUACUGAAGCUGCCCGACAUCAAGGCCAGCGAGCCAGGCAUGGACCUGCUGCACUUCGUGGCUAUGAUGAGCGUGGUGGGGCUGAAUUUUCCGGGAGGGCAGCCAUUUAUGGCAGAGCUUCUGGUCCGUGCUUGGAGUGGUCUUUUCCCUGGUGGUGGUCCUAAAUGGAAGGUGAUCCCUGUGCACCCCCGCAGCUCCCCUCCACAGUCUCAUCCCAGUCCCCUGCCCACUGUCCCUGUGGCAGCACCCACAGUCUUGUGGUCCUUGUCGGGGUGCCAGGCUCCCUCCCGGGCUGCAGCCACCAGCCUCUGCAGGGACUGGGCUCUGCAGCAACUCCUCUGCCCACUGGCUACCAGCAUGCCAUCACUGGCCCAUCCUCAGCUGCCUCCCCAUGCUUGGGAGCCACAAGGUGCCACCGGAGUGGGGUUCAUCAGAGCAACCCCAUGGCUGUGGGCACUGUGUGUCCCUGGGGAGACACUGCUCCCUCCUCUGCCCUGUGCAAGGUCACUGCCCUGACAGCGAUGUGCCCGGCUCGCAUGCAGGGGUGUCUGUUUUCCCUGUCAGGCAAGCUCCCCUGUGGUUUUUCCCAUGCUUGCCCCUGCUGCCACCUCCUCACCUUCCUGCUCUUGGUUUGGGCUUGUUCCUCCUUGGCUGGGUACCACCCUGUUGCCACUGCCAUAGCGCCCCCUGAAGCCCCCCGUGCCUUCAGGGAUGUUUUGACCCUUCCUGGCCGUUCGGUUAUGGGUGCUGGUUCAGAUCAGUCCCGCAGUGACCUGGCAGCACAUCUAGCUGGGGAUGCAUGCCCGAAGCUGGCCCCCAGCCCUGCUGCACAGAUGGGGAGUCACCUCCACCCAUUCCACCAAGAUCCAGCUCUGCCAGGGCCCUGUGGGAUGCCCCUCGGCCAUGUAGGGGCUGAUCGCUGCCCCUCUCCCCGCAGGAGGCAGCCAGGGUGGACAAGAGCCUGCUGGACUUCCCCAAUAAGCUGCAGCAUGUAGGCCCCAGCCUCACGGUAAGGGCAUCCCAGCACUGAGCUGGG